Molecule: messenger RNA, 828 nt
Organism: Peronospora matthiolae
Lineage: Eukaryota; Oomycota; Peronosporomycetes; Peronosporales; Peronosporaceae
Source: the annotation of a GenBank genome assembly
AUGCGUGCGGCCGCGGAAAGUGCCUCUCACGCCUCAGCAGCAGACGAUUCGUCGCCAGUUGUCGUGAAUCCUCCAUGUGGUGAGUCACCACGUGCGACAGAGCUCAUCUAUUCCGGCAAGUCGGAUGACGCGUCCGACUCGAAGGCGACUUCUCACGCCUCGGGAACACCCAAGGCGGACGCUGCAAAAGCCAGACUGACUGGCUCUGGUCAACGCGGCGGUAUCAUGACCAAGAUCUUUGGAUCGAGUAACCAUUCCGAUGAGUCUCCGCCUCACGCAAGUCCAUCCAAUGAUAGGACGCAUGAUGAUGGUGGUGAUGCACCGAUGCAUCACCACGAGCGAAGUAACUCAAGGGAUCGGGGUUACACUGGUGCCAGUGCUCGUGCUGGCACCAAUCAAAAAUGCCAGGGACCGAAAUGCCCUGCGCCACGCUCCUCAAGUGGAGUCUCCGUGGAUGCCGCCAUCCAGAGGGUUGGACCGGUUGGCCGACACAGCUACCGAACAGGAUCGAAUCCCGUUGUUCGGUUACAGGAAGAUUUGCCACCUGAUUCCAGCACGGAAACUAUCCGUUCUGAGGAAGAAUUCUUCACCGAUGCGUUUUUCAAACAUCGGUGGUACAAUGGUAGCCGUGUACGAGACGGAAAAGCCUUGGUGCAAGGAUGGAACGCCCUCAUCCACAACAUCGAGUGUAUUGGCCGUGAGACUUGGCUCGCCAAACUUAAUGCAGCUCGCAUAAGGUUUGAGAAACGCAACCCAGUCGGGGAGCGAUACAAGUUGCACCGGCUUUCAAGAGAGGCAGGAUUACCCUGUCUCUUGUGGGGUGAUUAG